AGGUUACAACAAGAGAUGCCCUUACCGAUGACAUGGAUAUCACCAUGAUGAGCUCUCGACAAAACAAGAGGCCGGUGCAGCAGCAAGUGACGAACACUCAACACCAUGAAGAUGAAGAUGAAGAAGCAGAUGAAGAGAAGGUGACGAGCAGUAAAAACAAUGAAGAGAAGAAGAAAGAAAAGAAGGAGAAGAAAUCAGAUCAUCAAGAGAUUUAUGAGCUCAAGAAUGGAGACUUAUCUGUCAAAUUCACAAACUGGGGUGCUACUAUUAUGUCUCUUACCCUCCCUGAUAAACAUGGAAAGCUGGGCGACGUUGUUCUUGGGUAUGAUAAGGUGAAGAAUUACAAGAAAGACACUGUCUACUUUGGCUCCAUUGUUGGACGAGUUGCUAACAGAAUAGGAAAGUCUCAAUUUAAAGUGAACGGAAAACAAUACAAAACCAACGCUAAUGAAGGAGCUAACACACUUCAUGGUGGCAAAAAGGGUUUUAGUGAUGUUCUUUGGACAGUUCAAGCACAUCAAAAUGAAAGCCUUCCUCACAUUGUGUUUGCCUACAACAGUACCGAUAAUGAACAAGGAUUCCCUGGUGAUCUACAAGUAAUAGUGAACUAUACUCUUAUUGAGAAAAACCAGUUGAGCGUAGUUAUAAGGGCCAAAGCCUUGAAUAAGGCUACACCAGUGAACCUAGCACAACACUCUUAUUGGAACCUUGGCGGACACGAUAGUGGCAAUAUCUUGUCUGAAGAAGUGCAGAUCUUCGCAUCUAAGUACACUCCUGUUGACAGCAAGCUGAUUCCCACUGGAGAAAUUGUCACCGUGAAAGGAACUCCUUUUGAUUUCUUGAAACCACACACCAUUGGAAGCACCAUAAAUAAACUUCCAAAAGGGUAUGAUAUUAACUAUGCACUAGAUGGUCCCAACAAUGGUAUGAAGAAAGCAGCCAUAGUUAUAGACAAGAGAUCAGGAAGAAAGAUGGAGCUUCUGACAAACCAACCUGGUGUGCAAUUCUACACAGGUAACAUGUUGAAUAAUGUGAAAGGAAAAGGUGGAGUUGUGUACAAUGCACAUGCUGGUUUGUGCCUAGAAACUCAAGGCUAUCCAGACUCUGUUAAUCACCCCAAAUUUCCCUCACAGAUUGUUAACUCUGGGCAGACUUACGAGCACUUGAUGUUGUACAAGUUUUCUGUUGUCUCAUAA
Carica papaya (papaya) is the source of this 1196-nucleotide messenger RNA. RefSeq lists its product as uncharacterized. Gene Ontology annotation, biological process: glucose metabolic process; beta-D-galactose catabolic process via UDP-galactose, Leloir pathway. The record is from RefSeq and is a predicted model, not a curated record. NCBI's taxonomy places the organism in Eukaryota, Viridiplantae, Streptophyta, Magnoliopsida, Brassicales, Caricaceae. Gene Ontology annotation, molecular function: aldose 1-epimerase activity; carbohydrate binding.